Colletotrichum orchidophilum is the source of this 1761-nucleotide messenger RNA. RefSeq lists its product as uncharacterized. Gene Ontology annotation, molecular function: transcription coregulator activity. The record is from RefSeq and is a predicted model, not a curated record. NCBI's taxonomy places the organism in Eukaryota, Fungi, Ascomycota, Sordariomycetes, Glomerellales, Glomerellaceae. Gene Ontology annotation, cellular component: SBF transcription complex; cytoplasm. The transcript has 2 exons. Bases 1 to 1761 code for a protein of 586 amino acids.
AUGGACUCUGCCUCCAUCCCGCCUCGGCUGGGCCACAUGCACGAAGCCGACCGACAACAUUUCAAAAUGCACUCUCCAGCGAGCCUGCAAGACACGGGGUUACUACCGGAUAAAGUCGCUCGUCGUGCCCUCCCGCCCUUGGGCCGGCCCCAGACCGUCCCCUCGACCGACGCGCUCUCCAGCGACCAAGCCGCAUCGUCCUUGGGCGACGCGACUGCGAAUCACCACCGCAACCUCCACAUCCUCAACCACGCACACGCACGCGCACCCGGCCACCAACUUCCACAGUCCCUGACUUCAUUAAGUCACAUUUCUCGUACAGCCGACCCUCAACCGUCCAAGAGCACAGCAAUUGUUGCACCCUCCGUCGCUUCCCACAUUUCUUCAUCCGCCCUUCACCGACCGCUUCCCUCCUCUGACUCGCAGACCUCGAGCUUGUCUGCCGAAUCCGCCAACGUCUUCACGCCGCCAGCCAGCCAGGGCGACGUGCCAGGAGGAAGCCUAAACGGUCACGAUUCCAGCCAAGAGUCGCAAUUACUCCAACUAUCACACAUUGCCGCCGCCCAGGACAAAUUGGCCGAGGACAAUGUCAUGGCAACCGCCCGGAAGAGAAUGGCCGACGGUGCUCUCAAAGAGAACACCUCUCCCGUCCGGAUGGGCCACUCGAGGAACACUAGUACCGUCAGCAUGGCUUCUACUACAGCCAGCAGUAUCGGUGAUUGGUCAAGCGACCUUAAGACGCGCCUCUCGUACGCAAUGCUCAAGGUAAAUCACGGCUGGCAGUCACACUCCAUCGACGAGGUCGAGUCCAUGGCAUCCCAAGCCGCCUCGCCCACCUCUAGCCAUUCCACUUUGCAGGGUCGUCAAGAGCUGUCGGCAAGUCCUCGCGCCAACAUGGCUCGCUAUGCACCCGUCAGUGCCGCCACGACGGCAAGCUCCGGCCCAAGCCCUGCAACCUACGAGUCCUUCUGGAAGGACGGCCAGAGAUCCGCCCAGACGUCCGCUUCACCUCCCGCGCCCUCCCAGAAUCAGAAUGUUCUUACCCUUGCACCGCCUGCGCCUAUCCAGCCGUCAAGGCCGAUGGGAGGCCACAAUCCGCGCCGGAAUUCAAAUCCUCGCUACACACCAACUCUCCUUUCCCACUCACACAGCGCGUCACCGCAUACCCCUUCCCAGUCAAGUAAUAAUGCGAUGCCAAGUCAGAGAUUUGGCCGGACUCCAAAUAUCGACCCGAACCUCUUCUCACCUCACCAAGACGUUAGAGAGCAGGAUGCCAUCGAAUCACUCCUCUUCAUGAGCAGCCCCGGAAACUCGGCCAACAUGAAGCACAACUAUUCGUCAUCAGUAGCGUCCAAUUUGUCUGGUCGCCACGCUCUACCAAGCUCACAACCCCGUAAAAGCCUGCCCUCGCAACGGCCCGUGCCGCAAAAACGCGUGGGCUUCGAGAAGAGUCCCGGAGGCAUGACGGCAGUCAGCGACAUGGAUAUUGAUAUGGACUCACCUCAGUCACGGGGACCAAUGAGGAGGCGUAUCAAUGGAAGUGCCAGUUUCUCCGGAGGGACCAUCGGCAGCACUCUGCGUCCUCAAUUGUCAUUACCAGCGGCCCUUGGGAGUACCUCACGGCCACGGCCACGCUUAGCGGACGCAGAUAUUGAGCGAAUGAUUGAUCAAGCAGCUCAAGCGGGCGACAGUUCUGACGACGAUGACGGUGAAAUUCAGAUUCCUGGAAGAAAUCGUCCAGAGGGCACCGUAGGCGUCUGA